Mixia osmundae IAM 14324 is the source of this 726-nucleotide messenger RNA. RefSeq lists its product as uncharacterized. The transcript has a single exon. The record is from RefSeq and is a predicted model, not a curated record. Lineage: Eukaryota; Fungi; Basidiomycota; Mixiomycetes; Mixiales; Mixiaceae. Bases 1 to 726 code for a protein of 241 amino acids.
AUGCAGUCUGACGGCAUUGUCGACUUCUGCCGGGCAUGUCUGGACCAUCUACAUGAUCCAGACAAUCCUCUACCACUCGAAUGGCUCGACGAGUCCUUGCUGCUCCGCAACACGUACAUUGCUGAAAAUGAGCAAGAGGAUCACAAGACAGGCCGACGCUACAGGGUUGGCCAGCUCAACGAAACGCAUACGCAGCAGCUCGACACGUUCAGAGAAGCCACGCUCGACGAGGGAUCGGCUUCCUUGCAAUUGACAUUCUUCUUCGAGCCAGACGAGUCCGUCGAAUCAGGCCGAGCUGUGUUCGCUCAUUCGUCGCUGGCGUACUGCUCAGCAAGCAUCUUGCAUCAUAUCCACCUUGUGCUUCGCUAUCAGCAAGAACUCUUGUCGCCACAGCAGGCGCACGAUCGCGAGCAUUGGCGUCUUUGCGCGCUCUAUGGCGAACAGGACUGCCCGACUUGGCCAGAGGCAGGAACUAUAGAGCAAGCCGAGCAGCGCUACAAUGAGCUCGAGGCGAGCGGUCAUUACAGCAUGGAAGACUACUGGGGCGCCGGAUCGGACGCUGGUACUACUAACGAUGCACCCGAUUCGAGUGAUGAUGCAUUGACCGCCGCCUUCUUGAGCGCCCUCAAGAGCCAUGCAGGUCCCUCAGCAGAUCGCAUGCAUACUAUUGCCAAAAUACAAACGGCACUCGAUCGAGCUCUAGAGCAGUUCUACACAGGCACCUAG